Molecule: messenger RNA, 1955 nt
Organism: Lipotes vexillifer (Yangtze River dolphin)
Lineage: Eukaryota; Metazoa; Chordata; Mammalia; Artiodactyla; Lipotidae
Product: zinc finger protein with KRAB and SCAN domains 5
Exons: 4
Biological process (GO): regulation of transcription by RNA polymerase II
Molecular function (GO): DNA-binding transcription factor activity, RNA polymerase II-specific; RNA polymerase II cis-regulatory region sequence-specific DNA binding
Source: RefSeq, a predicted model, not a curated record
CCCUUCCUGCUCUCCAAGUUCCCUCCCUUCCCCUGAAGGACAGCCAGGAGCUGACAGCCUCACUUCUCUCAGCUGGGUCCCAGAAGUUGGUGAAAAUUGAAGAUGUGGCUGACGUGGCUGUAUCCUUCAUCCUGGAGGAAUGGGGACAUUUGGACCAGUCCCAGAAGUCCCUCUAUAGGGAUGACAGGAAGGAGAAUUAUGGGAGUAUUACUUCCAUGGAUUACGAGUCCAGGAACGACAAUGUGGAACUGAUAGUAAAGCAGAUUUCUGAUGAAGCCGCAUCGCCAUGGAUGACCUCAGGAAGCCCUGAAAGAAAUGUCCCCCCGAGUCAAGAGUUUGGAGGAGUUAGCGACCCUCACAGCGUGGUAGAAAGGUGGCAGGUCAACGCCCCCAUGGGGAAAUCAAGGCAGACCCCUUCCCAGAAAAGAGAUCUCGGUGCCAUCACAGACGUGAACCGGAAGCCAAACACCAAUGGCGAGAGAGGGCACCGAUGUAACGACUGCGGGAAAUUUUUCCUUCAGGCCUCCAACUUCAUCCAGCACCGGCGAAUCCACACGGGAGAGAAACCGUUUAAGUGCGGGGAGUGUGGGAAAAGCUAUAACCAGCGCGUGCACCUCACCCAGCACCAGCGUGUGCACACCGGCGAGAAGCCUUACAAGUGCCAGGUGUGCGGGAAGGCCUUCCGUGUCAGCUCACACCUGGUCCAGCAUCACAGCGUGCACAGCGGGGAGAGGCCCUACGGCUGCCCCGAGUGCGGGAAGAGCUUCGGGCGCCACUCCCACCUGAUCGAGCACCUCAAGCGCCACUUCAGAGAGAAAUCCCAAAGAUGCAAUGAUAAAAGAAGUAAGAAUACAAAAUUGAAUGUUAAGAAGAAAAUUUCAGAAUUUUCAGAAGCAGACAUGGAACCAACAGGAAUAAUCCCAAGAAAUGUUUCUCAGGUUCAAGAUUUGGGAGAAGGCCAUGAACACCAGGGUAAAUUGGAUAGAAAGCAGGGAAUUCCCAUGAAAGAGAUCCUAGGACAACCCUCUUCAAAGAGGAUGAAUUUCAGCGAAGUCACGUAUGUCCACAAAAAGUCCUCCACCGGAGAGAGACCGCAUAAAUGUAACGAAUGUGGGAAAAGCUUUAUUCAGAGUGCACAUCUUAUCCAGCAUCAGCGAAUACACACCGGGGAGAAACCAUUUAGGUGUGACGAGUGUGGGAAAAGCUACAAUCAGCGUGUACACCUAACUCAGCAUCAGCGGGUCCACACUGGGGAGAAGCCCUACACCUGUCCCUUGUGUGGGAAAGCAUUUAGAGUGAGGUCCCACCUUGUUCAGCACCAGAGUGUGCACAGUGGGGAGAGGCCCUUUAAGUGUAAUGAGUGCGGGAAAGGCUUUGGGAGACGUUCACACCUUGCUGGGCAUCUCAGGCUCCACUCGAGAGAGAAAUCCCAUCGGUGUCAUGAAUGUGGAGAAAUCUUUUUUCAGUAUGUUAGCCUCAUUGAACACCAGGUGCUCCACAUGGGCCAGAAAAAUGAACAAAAUAGCAUCCGCGGGGAAGCAUACAGCUGGAACUUAACGGUGAUUGAGGAUAAGAAGGUUGAGUUGCAAGAGCAGCCUUAUAAGUGUGAUGUGUGUGGCAAAGCCUUUCAUUACAGUUCAGAGCUCAUUCAGCAUUACAGAACUCAUACUGCAGAGAAAACCUAUAAAUGGGAUAUGUGUAGAGAAGGCGUUGGCCAGUGUUCCCACACAAAACAACAUCCAAAAAGCUAUUCCAACCUGAAAGCCCAUCAAUGUAACGAAUGUGGCAGAGGCUUUGCUCUGAAGGCACAUCUUAAUCAACAUCAGAGGAUCCAUACUGGUGAGAAACCCUUUCAAUGUAAAGAAUGCGGAAUGAGUUUCAGUUGGAGUUGUAGCCUCUUUAAACAUCUGAGAAGUCAUGAGAGGACAGAUCCCAUAAAUACCUUAAGUGUCUAG